AUGAGAAUAUGUUCCGAUCCGCUGGAUACGGUUCGAUCUACUGGAUCGAACCAACAAUGGUGUAUUCCAUUACCAGCUUAUUAUACCACAAUUAUUCCAUAUGUACCUGCUAAUACUGAAUACGAUGGUCAACGCUUAUCAAAUAUCACUGAAUUUUGUUCUGAUAUUAGUAAUUAUAAUAGGUUGAAUAUCAUAGAUUCAUCAUUAUGUGCUAAGAGUAAAUUGAUUCAACGUAUUCGACAUAAAAUUGAUCUUUAUCAAACACCAUCAUCCAAUGAUGCAUGUCAGAUUCUUCAACACCUAACAGAUAUUGUAAAAAAACAUGUACCAGAUUUUGUUUUUAAAGAAACAACUGAUAGCAAGUCAAAAAUUAGUCAAUUAGAAUCAAGUAGUUAA
Molecule: messenger RNA, 396 nt
Organism: Rotaria sp. Silwood1
Lineage: Eukaryota; Metazoa; Rotifera; Eurotatoria; Philodinida; Philodinidae
Source: the annotation of a GenBank genome assembly